Molecule: messenger RNA, 348 nt
Organism: Naegleria fowleri
Lineage: Eukaryota; Heterolobosea; Eutetramitea; Acrasida; Naegleriidae
Exons: 1
Coding region: 1-348 (115 amino acids)
Source: RefSeq, a predicted model, not a curated record
AUGAAGAUAAAAUUGACCACCAUUUCACAAAGAACUAACAUUAGAAUCAAGGAAAUUGUGGAAGAGAUUAUUCUUCCGUGUUUCAUUCGUUCUCUCCAGAACUUUUUGAACAAGGCAUUCGAUGAGAAAUCGACUCAAGAGAAACAAACCAUUGAGUGGGACUAUCAAUUGUACACAGAUGUGUAUUCCUUGUUUAUGGACGUCACUGAUGAACAAGACACACGUAAUGUUGAAGAGGAUAAUCCUCAACCUGUACAGUCCGCCAUGGAUUUCAAUCAAGGAAUGUCGAAUUGUUUCCAAAUGAGGAACAGAUUAGAUAUGUCGAGAAUUUGUUGGCUGCAGGAUUAA